CCACCUCAUGGAAUAACACUACACACACCUCUCUCUCUCCUCUAGACCAAGCACACUGACACUAGCUAUGGACGCCGAACAAGAGCUGAGAGAAUUCCAGAGACAGUAUUUGGAGUUUCUGGAUGAUGAAAGUGAAGAAGGAGUGUAUGUUGACAAAGUGAGGACUUUAAUUAAAGAAAAGAAACAGAGACUAAUAGUUAACAUGAACGACCUCCGGAGACGAAAUAAUAAAAGAGAAUCAAUGUUAUUAAAUGAGGCCCAACCGGAAUUACUUGCAUUUCAGCGGGCCCUGAAAGAGUACAUUCUAUCAGUGGACGCUGCUCACGGGAAACUCUUUGAUGAGUUCUUUGUCGGUUUUGAGGGAAGUUUUGGAUCCAAGCACGUCACACCUCGGUCUCUCACCUCCCGUUACCUUGGCAACCUUGUCUGUCUUGAGGGCAUAGUAACAAAGUGCUCACUAAUACGGCCCAAGGUCGUUAAGAGUGUCCAUUAUUGUCCAGCAACCAAGAAGACUCUUGAGCGCCAUUAUACUGACCUGACCUCCCUCGACCCUUUCCCAUCCAGCAGUGCCUAUCCAACUAAAGACGAAGACGGUAACCCAUUGGAGACUGAGUAUGGAUUGUCAUUAUUUCGUGACCAUCAGUCAAUUACUGUUCAAGAAAUGCCAGAGAAGGCACCAGCUGGUCAGUUGCCACGAUCAGUUGAUAUUAUACUCGAUGGGGAUCUCACUGACUCGUGUAAACCAGGAGAUAGGAUUCAGGUUGUAGGGGCCUACCGGUGCCUCCCUAGUAAGCAGCAGAACUAUACAGCUGGAACCUUCAAGACUCUAAUAAUAGCCAAUAAUGUUAUUGUCCUGAGUAAGGAAGUGGCUCCUACCUUCUCAGCAAGGGAUGUUGCUAAAAUUAAGAGAUUCUGUCGAAAUCCUAAAUAUGAUGUAUUUGAGCUAUUGUCGCAUUCUAUAGCUCCAUCAAUACACGGACACUCUCACAUCAAGAAAGCAAUUCUUUGUGUCCUGUUAGGAGGAGUGGAGAAGAUACUGGAGAAUGGUACCAGACUGAGAGGUGAUAUUAAUGUCCUUAUGUUGGGUGACCCCUCCACAGCUAAGUCCCAGUUAUUGCGCUAUGUUCUUCACACUGCACCAAGAGCUGUUACCACAACUGGGCGUGGCUCUUCAGGGGUGGGGCUUACAGCAGCCGUAACUACUGACCAGGAAACAAAUGAGAGACGGUUAGAAGCAGGUGCUAUGGUCCUGGCUGAUAGAGGUGUGGUCUGUAUUGAUGAGUUUGAUAAGAUGAGUGAUAUGGAUCGUACUGCUAUACAUGAAGUGAUGGAGCAAGGUCGUGUUACCAUAGCGAAGGCCGGUAUUCAUGCUAAACUGAACGCCAGGUGCUCUGUACUGGCUGCUGCUAACCCCAUAUAUGGAAGGUACGACGAGUACAAACCACCAAUGGACAACAUAGCAAUGCAGGACUCUCUCCUCUCUAGGUUUGACCUUCUCUUUAUUGUACUGGAUGAAAUGGAUCCGGAUCAUGAUCGGAAGAUAUCAGAUCAUGUUCUUAGAAUGCACCGCUAUCGGAGCGAGGAGGAGCAAGAUGGAGAGGCUCUGACUUUUGGGGGCGUGGCUGAUUUCCUGGGCACUGGAAACUUUGGAGACGAGAAGGAGUCUGAAGACACGCCCAUUUUUGAUAAACACAACAACCUCCUCCAUGGAGAGUCUAAAUCUAAGAAGUUUGUGUCAAAAGAAUUUAUGAGGAAAUACAUUCACGUAGCCAGAGGAUUAAAACCUGUGCUUACAAGAGAUGCGUGUGAUAUGAUAGCAAUGGAAUACACUAAACUGAGGGCACAGGAAAGUGUUGGGAAUGACAAGGCUAAGACCCAACCUGUCACUGCCCGUACUUUGGAGACGCUCAUUCGUCUGUCAACUGCUCACGCCAAAGCAAGAAUGAGCAAGAGAGUUGAGAAAACUGAUGCAGAGGCAGCCAUUGAUCUUGUUAAUUUUGCUUACUUUAAAAAAGUUGCUCAAAAACCAAAAAAGAAGAAACAAGAUGGAGGAACUGAAGAUGGAAGAACAGCUAAAAAGAGGAAAGCGACUGGUGGUGUUGAAGGUGGUCCACCUGCUAAAAGACAUCAUAAGAAGAGACCAGGGGAGCCUGGAUAUGAUCCUUAUGAUUUUGACAGUGAGAGCGAAGGAGAAGAGGAGGAGGAGGAGAGAGGGCCAGCCCCUACUAGCCCAGCAGAGGGGGGCAUGGAGACUGAACCAGCUCCUCCUACUAGUGAUAUAUCAGUUGAGAGGAUGGCCCAGUUCAGGUCCCUGGUACAUAAAGCCUUUUCUGAUGAGCACUCUCAGUCGGUUACUAUUGAACGCAUUGAGUCUUAUGUUAACACUGCGUUAAGUCAGAGCUUCACUAAUGCUGAAAUCAUGUUAGCUCUUGAUCAGAUGCAAGACGCUAAUCAAGUGAUGGUUUCUGAAGGAAUGGUUUUCCUUAUAUAGGUGCUGCUGACCACACCCACAAAACUUGUACUUUUUACUGCUAUACUUAAGACUAGGCUCCACCAAGUUGUUAAACAUUAUACGUAUUUUUAUACUUUAAAGUG
Messenger RNA from Amphimedon queenslandica, 2595 nucleotides. Its product is annotated as zygotic DNA replication licensing factor mcm3-like. Gene Ontology annotation, molecular function: ATP binding; single-stranded DNA binding; single-stranded DNA helicase activity. The record is from RefSeq and is a predicted model, not a curated record. Lineage: Eukaryota; Metazoa; Porifera; Demospongiae; Haplosclerida; Niphatidae. Gene Ontology annotation, cellular component: nucleus; MCM complex. The coding region runs from base 68 to 2491 and encodes 807 amino acids. The transcript has 20 exons. Gene Ontology annotation, biological process: DNA replication; double-strand break repair via break-induced replication; DNA strand elongation involved in DNA replication.